Molecule: messenger RNA, 2037 nt
Organism: Hypoxylon fragiforme
Lineage: Eukaryota; Fungi; Ascomycota; Sordariomycetes; Xylariales; Hypoxylaceae
Product: MFS general substrate transporter
Exons: 4
Coding region: 1-1821 (606 amino acids)
Biological process (GO): transmembrane transport
Molecular function (GO): transmembrane transporter activity
Source: RefSeq, a predicted model, not a curated record
AUGUCUCUCUCGGCAGAAGAGACCGCCAGGAACUCGAUCGAGAUAUCCGGCCCCUGGGAGGACAAGGGCCUCUACGACAUCGACCUCGUCGCCGCCCCCUCGCACGCAUCAUCCAAGGCCAACGUCCUCCCCCAGGACGAGGACGGCAACGCGUACCCCUCGGGCCUCCGCCUCUGGCUCAUCAUCCUCUCGCUGUGCCUGGCCGUGUUCCUCGUGGCCCUCGACCAGACCAUCAUCGCGCCCGCCUUGGCCAAGAUCACGGGCGAGUACGGCAGCGUGCGGGACAUCGGCUGGUACGGCAGCGCGUACCUGCUGACGUCGACGGCGCUGCAACCCUUGUACGGGCGCGUGUACCGCACCUUCGACAUCAAGUUCGUGUACCUCGGCGCCGUGGCGAUCUUCGAGAUCGGCAGCCUCGUGUCGGCCGCGGCGCCCGCCUCGUCCGUCUUCAUCGUCGGCCGCGCCGUCGCGGGCAUGGGCGGCGCGGGCCUCUUCUCCGGCUCCCUCGUCAUCCUCUCCUACACCUUGCCCCUGCGAAGGCGACCGUUGAUGUUCGGCAUGUUCGGCUGCAUGUGGGGGGUCGCGUCCGUCGCGGGGCCGUUGCUGGGAGGCGCCUUCACAGACCACCUUACUUGGCGCUGGUGUUUCUAUAUCAACCUGCCCAUCGGCGGCGUCGCCAUGGUCGCCAUCUUUUUCUUUCUAAAUAUUACGAGGGUCGACAGGAACCCCAACAAGCUCUCGGCCCUCGAGCGCAUCCUCCAGCUCGACCUGGCCGGCGCCGCGGUCCUGGUACCCGCCGUCGUCAUGUUGCUCCUUGCGCUGCAGUGGGGCGGCGCGCAGUUCCCGUGGAGCGAUAAACGAAUCGUUGGCCUCUUUUCCGGCUCCGGCGCGAUGCUCCUGAUUUUCGUAGGCAUCGAGCACCGUCAGCAGGAUAAGGGGUUGCUACCACCGAGAUUCUUCAGGGAUCGCAACGUUCUGUGCGCUAUGCUGUUCGCUUUCUUCUUCGGCGCGACUUUCUUUCCCCUUAUUUACUACCUGUCCCUUUACUUCCAAGUAAUCCAAGACGCCAGCGCCAUAGACGCCGGCAUGAAGCUUCUACCCCUCCUCAUCUCCGUCGUCGUGAGCUCCAUCGUCUCGGGGGCCCUGAUCACCGCGACCGGGUACUACAACCCGUUCAUCCUGACCGAAAUCGCCAUGGUCGCCGUCGGCGCCGGGUUAAUCACAACCCUGGAUCUCUCCACGCCCUUCGCGCGCGUCUUCGGCUUCCUCGUCCUCGACGGCCUCGGCACGGGCGUCGGCUUCCAAGCCGGCGUCGUGGUCGUGCAGAACGUCGUCUCGCGGGAGCUCGUGCCGCAGGCCACCUCGUGCGUGCAGUUCUUCCAGUCCCUCGGCGGCGCCCUGUCCAUCGCCGUGGCGCAGACCGUUUUCCAGAACGGCCUCAUCCGGGGCCUCGCCAGCGCCCAGCCGCCCCUCGACCCGGCCCCCUUUAUCCACAGCGGCGCCAGCCAGAUCCGGGAGGUGCUCGCCGCCACGCACCCCGGGGAGCCCGCCGCGCUCGAGGCCGCGCUCGCCGCGUACAUGGGAGGCCUGCGGCACACGUACUAUAUCGCUGCUGCCGCCGCCGCCCUUGCCUUCCUCGCCGCUCUGGGCCUGCAGUGGAAGAAGAUCGAGAAGGUGUCCGGCGGCCCCGAUCCGUUUCAAAGGGCCUGCUACGAGACGAUGCGCGCCUGCACCCCCGCGCCCGAAUUCGACACCAUGUGCGAGGGCGCCGGGGAGCUCCAGGCGGCGAGGAAAUUGCAGAAGAAGCCUAGGUCAGGUUAGGUAGGUAGGUUAGCAGUUCUGACCCGAUGAGAUCUUUAAUCAUUCAUACUGAUUACCUGGAGUCGGACAUAUGGCAUAUUAACGUGGGGUAGUAUACUAUGAUGGAUGAGGUCUGACACCAUCCAGGGAAAACUACUCGCACCUACAUAUUUACCUGCUACCUACAUAGUACCUACCUAGGUAGUUAAUACUGGGUGAUUCAUAGCCAUCACUGGG